Selaginella moellendorffii is the source of this 2245-nucleotide messenger RNA. Its product is annotated as VAN3-binding protein. NCBI's taxonomy places the organism in Eukaryota, Viridiplantae, Streptophyta, Lycopodiopsida, Selaginellales, Selaginellaceae. The coding region runs from base 508 to 1971 and encodes 487 amino acids. The record is from RefSeq and is a predicted model, not a curated record. The transcript is spliced from 8 exons.
UAUUGGCGAGGGUUCUUAUUUUUCAAUCUUUCGUUUUCCUGUGAUCAAGAUUUUUGCAGGCGCUCGCUCGCUCGAUCGGCAUUGGCGCGUGUGAUAGGGCAAAGGCGAGGCCGAUGCGUGCGAUCUGUCGCCAUUCCUCACCUUCUUCUUGCACAGGUUUUCGAUGUUCUCCGCGCAGGAAAUCUGUGUCUUGAUGUGAGGCUUUUGCGGCGGGGCUUGGCCGGAUUCAGCUGGGGAGCGCUCGCGAUCUCGGGCAGUCUGUGCGUUAUUUUGUUCGCUAGCGGAAAAGAUUCGCGUGUGGAAUUCGUGUCGACUGUUGCCCGGAAUUGCGUUGCCGCCGCUCCAUUCCGAUAGGAUGAGCGCAGUCCAGGGAGAUCGAUGCUAGGCCGGCUCGACAUCGAUAUUUCGGAUCGAUCCAGCCAAAUCUUUCGAGAGUUGAGAGAAUCGAGGUUUCACUCGGUGAAGAGGAGACGAUCAUGAUCAUCUUGUUGUGACGAGGGAAUCCAUAUGAAUCGGCCGUCCGAGAUCAUGAAGACGACUAUCAACGGUAUCAGUCACGUCGGAUUCAACUUCGACGGCCAGCAGCAGGAUCAUCUCUACAUGCUCGAGCACAGCGCCUCCUCCGGAUUCGACAGCCAGAACAGCAGCUUAUCCCAGCACCUGGAGAACAUUGAAGAGGAUUUCCCCAUGUACUUCCCAUCGCCCACGACGUCCUACCCACCUCCAGAGACGCCAUUGGAACCCAUGGAGUUCCUGUCCAGAUCGUGGAGCAUCUCGGCCGUGGACGUCUCCAAGGCACUGGCUCCCUACAAUCCCGCCGCCAACAAGUUUGCUACCGCGAAACGAGCCGAGGAGACGGGGAUCGAGACGACACCCUUCUCGUUCGCCUCGGCAAUGACCUCCGACAUGGUUCUCAAUAGAAUUCUCGCACCAGUGGAGCUCGGCAUCCAGAAGAGGAAUUCCCAGAGAAGUGGGCUUUUAAUGAAGAACCAUAGUGGACCACUUGGAAUGGGCUCGCCUCUGUCACCUCAAGUUCCAGAAGAGCAGCAUCAUUCUUCCACGACUAUUACAGCUCCCAAGUCGCCCAUCAGAAACGGAAAGUCCGUAAGGAGAUGGUUCCGAGACGUCAAGGACAAGAAGAAGGAGGCAAUUCGUGCCCAAAACGCACAGGUUCACGCAGCCAUCCAAGUCGCGAGCGUUGCCGCUGCGAUAGCUGCCGUGGCUGCUGCCACGGCAGCCACGGCCAUCGACGAUGGUGGAGCAAAGACGAGCAUGGCCAUGGCUUCCGCUGCAUCGCUCGUAGCAUCUCAGUGUGUGGAGGUCGCCGAGAGCUUGGGAGCCGAUCACGAGCAGGUUGCGUCGGCCGUUGGCUCCGCGGUUCGUGUCAAAACGGCUGGGGACAUUAUGACGCUCACUGCUGGUGCUGCGACAUCUCUACGGGGAGCGGCGAUGCUCAAGGCCAGGGCCUUGAAAGAGAACCAGCAGCAGCAACAGCAACAGCAGCACAGCCGCUCGUCGGUCAUCCCGUACGAGCGAGGCUCGAUGAACUUCAGUGGAGAGCUUGGAUCCGAGGACAGCGAGGCCGAGUCCUUCACACAGGAAGUGCUGGCCAAAGGAACGGACUUUCUCAAGCGGUCAAAGAGCGGCGAGAUUCAUUGGAGAUCGGUCUGUGCCUACAUUAACAAACACAACCAGGUUAUUCUGAAACUCCAGAGCAAGCACGUAGGGGGCGCUCUAAAGAAGAACAAGAAAAGUGUGGUUGUGGACGUCUACACAGAGAUCCCAGCCUGGCCUGGGCGAUCACUCCUGGAAAACGGAGAACAGCGGCGAUACUUUGGAGUCAAGACGAACACGGCAGAGCUCGAGGAAUUCGAGUGUCGGAGUGACUACGAGCACAAGAUCUGGACGCAGGGCAUCUCCUAUCUUCUGGAGCUUGCAACUAGCAAGCCACAACAAAAGCCCACCAGCUAAGGAUCGUGUCCGGCCAGCCAGCCAGCCAGCCAGCCAGCCCGCCAUAGCUGCUCUUCUCCAAGGUUGGCUCUCUUUGUCCUUCCUUCUUUUCUUUCUUUCUUUCUUUCUUUCUUUUCUCGUUGCUGCUUUGGACACCGAGUAGCUUGAUAGAUGCUUCCGUCCUGACUUUGCUUUGGAUGUACGUUGUCGUCAGCCUUUUGUAAAAUGAUUUUUUGUGGCUGGCAUGAUGUGGUUUCCAUGCGAGAGAUUGAAUUGUUGACACGCAUGUUGGUGA